AUUGUGGGCGUGAGCUGCAGAGACAUCAACAAAAGAGAGAAAAGGAGAAAGGAGAGAAGACGAGAAGGAGUAACAGUAAACGGUCGAAGACAACAGAUAUGUGGAUUUAAUCUUCAUUAACAGGUAGAGUAUCAAUUUAUGGAUACACUUUUCUUCCGAAUACAUCAAUAUUUGACGGGUUUGGUGUAUUUUUUGAAUUUCCCUUACCUUUUCCCGAUGCCUGCAAAUAGAAGGAAGCAGUUGUUGAUAGUGAACGGUCGAUGAAGAGACACAAAUUUCCUUUUUUUUAAUCCUCAUAAGGUUUUUACUGUUGGAAAAAGGUAUUCUUUCUCAUUUUGCAUCAGAUACUUUCAUAGUUUAUAACAUGAAACCGAAAAAUUGUGCGUAUAAAACUGUAAUUUUAGGGGAAAUUUUGGUUUCAGUCUUUAAAACGAAACAGUGGCACUAUUGUUGAAUCUUUCCUCCUUCUUGUCGUUUUGUGUGAGAUAUUUGGCAAUUUAAGACUUGGGUCGAGAGUUAGAUUGCUACAAACGGAAGAUAUUUUCCUUGGCUGUUGUUGUUUGUAUCCUUUGGAUCUGUCUCCUGUCCACAGCAGAGAUUUGUACACGGUUAAAACAUAAACAAACACGAUGGCUCUGGUGCAAAAUACUGUAGUGUAGUCCUUUAGAGUAUAUUAUUUUAUUAUGAGGUUUUACAGUAUACUAUAGUGGGCCUUUUGACGGCUAAGGACUGGAAAAAUCAGCCCCUCCCCCGCUCCUCUUAGAGAGGAUUUAAAAGCCAGCUAUAGAUGCUGUUCACGCUAGCUCCUUCGGUUAGCAUUGGGGGUAAAGCGGUGAAACGGACUAUUUCCAGCGGUGUGGAUGUUAUUUUUGUGUGUUUUAGAUUGUUUAUUAACAGACAGAACCUUGGAUGGGCAUUUGUUUUUCGGUCAGAGGACAGAGGAAGGCGUCUACCUCUGGAAAUCUGACACCGGAGCCCAGCUGAGGGGGAGUGGGCGGGGCUCUGGGCGCUGACCCCUGUUUGGGCUGAGAGGAAAUGUAGGCCAGAGAUCUACCAUGUACACAAUAAAACAUAGAGAAUACUCAAAGUAAACACACUUUUGCAGAGAUUUAUCAUCAUUACACCAGCUCCAACUUUUAAUUGACAGAAACCGAUUCUUCUAUUUUGUCCAGAUGCAUGCAUUACAAUGAAGAGAUAGAUCGACUGUCUUUUAUCUAUAUACAUUUAAAAUUAUUUUAAUACUUUAAUAAAAGACCUUUUAACCGGUUGAUAAACAGGCCGAAACUGAUCCAAAUGCUUCUUGAAGAUGCCCCUGAGCAGACAAGUAAUCUUUAAUACGUAAAGUAAUAGCCUUUUCACACUAUUACUAGGUAAAUAAUCACAGUUAGUGUUAUAUUUUAAUGAUAAAGACCACAGGAUGAGGUUUUUGUUCGAAGAGAUAACUUUCACAUGGACAGGACUGAAGAUACAGGACCAAGAGUGCCUUGCAGCAGCGUUAAAUCAAAGGUUCAAAUGAUUUGAAAACCACUUUUUUUCAUCAGGAUUCUACAGUGUCUAGGUUUUUGUUAACUGUGGUUGUACAUACCAAAUUUUCAUGAGUCUAAAAUUGAAUAUAGUCUCUGAUCUCUUUUUUUGCAGUAAAAGUACUGUACAUAAAACCUCAAGACCACUUGUACCAGUGCCAGCUGAGACAUGGAUGCCUUUAAGCUGAUGAAGGAGCUGCGGCUAAACUAUGAGCAGGAGGUCCAUUAUCUCCCUAAAGAGACAGGGCUGAGCCUCAUCGAGUCCACAACACAGGUGAGCAAAUCUUUUACGCUUCAUAUUCAUCGACCGCAUUAAAAAUUGUAAUUUAUACAAGUAACACAAAUGUUCCAAGUUAGUUCUUUCUCAUUCUUAAUGUUCAACUUUUUUGCUUUUUACUCAGGAUGACAGUCGAAUCUCGGCCAAGUGUAGAGAUGCCAAGGUGGAGGACUUGUGGAGUCUGACCAGCUUCUUUGGUUACAGCACACAGACCUUCGUCCUGGCUGUUAACCUGUUGGACAGAUUCCUGGCCAUGAUAAGGGUACGAACUGCCCACACCAAACAGAACCAGACAGAGGAUAGAGUUUUUUUAGCCUUGUCUGGUAGCACAGUUUGGCUGCAGCACAUACAUUGAGUAGCUUUUUAUAAAUUAAUUCAGGUCGUGGUUAAGCAGUUUCUCACUCAUGCGUUGUCCACCUUAGAUCCAGCCCAAACACCUCUCCUGCGUCAGCCUCAGCUGCCUCCACAUGGCGGCCAAAGUGACAGAGGAGGAGUGCAACGUGACGCCAAGCGACGAGCUCAUCCGCAUCGGACAGUGCAGGUUCACUGUGUCCGACCUUAGCCGCAUGGAGAAGAUCGUCUCGGAGAAGCUCAACUUCAAGUCCAAAGCCAUCACUGCCUUAACAUUUCUACAUCUGUAUCACCAGAUCGCACUUUCGCACUGCACAGAAAGGUGAGACCAGAAAUGGUGAUAUUUGAUUUAUAUUGCAGCCUUACCAGCAUGUUAAGUUUGCUGCUCCUUUUGAGGCAAAUGAUAGACUCUUCUCAUGUUUGAGUGUUCACAUAAUGGUAUGAAUGUUAUGGUAGCUUUACCACCUAAUGUAGGGCAGGAGCCACUGAUCAACUAGGCCUGAUAAGAUUUGGUCUUGGCUGCUAGAACAAAACCCUCACACUUGCAUAAUCCUGGCAAAAGUUUGUUGUUUUGCCUAGUUUAUCCUGAGUUAAAAUUAAAAAUAUUCAGAUUAAGCCACUUUUGUUUUUCCUAUGAUUUAAAGCUUUAACCAGACUGAAAAGAUUUGAAAAAUCUCUUAAACAAGUGUGUAUUUCUCUAGUUCCUCGAAUGACUGUGCGUGUUUUUCCUUGUGAACAGAAAAGAGACUCUGAGCCUGGAGAAGCUGGAGGCGCAACUCAAAGCCUGUCUGUGCAGAAUCUCUUUCUCCAAAGCAAAGGUAAGAAACUGCUGCAGGGUUCAUAGGUCGCUCUGGCUUACAUCAGCUCAGCAGUCUAAUGACACACUCAGAAAUAAGUUUCGUUAUGUCACUGUUUGCUCAAAAACUGGACUGAUUCUUUAGCAAAAAUGUUAAACCUGUUGUUGUUUGUUCCACUCUUCUCCUCCAUUUGUUCAUCCAGCCGUCCGUCCUGGCCCUGUCUCUCCUGAGGCAGGAGAUCGAAGCUGUCCAGUCAGAGGACAUGUUGGAGAUAGCUUAUCACAUCCAGAGACACCUGAAGGUAAAAACAACACCACUUUAUGACAAAAACAACUUGACCAGGGAGAAACUUGACGUAAUGGAAAGAAAAAAAGUUUGCCUUUCAGUAACAUAGGCGACCACAGCAGCUCUGUAGAAAUCAAUUUAAGAGGAAAUUCAAUUUUAAAAGCUUUGAUUUCACAGGACUCGUGGUUUUGUAAAAGUCAAUUUGCUUUUAACAUUGGCCGUAACCAUGAACAUUUAAUAGACUUGACUUCACGAACAACAUGAAAAACUACUUUAGGCUUACCUCUUUAAAGUCUGUAUCUAGUUUCUGGCUUUACAGGACGGAAAAAAAAUACGUACAACAGAAUGAGGCGGGGUCAUAUAUUGAAAAGCAGCCGCUGUAGGGGUUUAUUCUUGGCUUGGCUCUGAUCCAAAACAUUUUUUUAAUUGACGGCUGUUGUUACGCAACUUGCUGUCGUGACGUGAGGCUAGACUCCAUACAUAGCAGAAAAAAAGAGACCUUUAAGACCAGGAACUAUGGCAGGAUUUUUAAAAACAGCUGUGUUUUCCCCAAAACUAAAAUCAUUGAUGGCUUUUUUCAGAACACAGUAUCUAGUUACCUUUUGAAUAAGAUGAUCCAGCCUUUAAAGAACAACAUCCACAGUUUUAAUUCAACUUAAAAAUAUAAACAGUGAAUGAAUUUACUAUGGUUUGUUUUGAUAAAUAGGGUUAUUUUAGGUCUUUAAAAGGCUGCUGACACAGUGACACUUUGCUCCCCGACAUGUUUGUCGUCAAACCCUCCCACCUACCGACGCGCGUACCCUCAGGUGUUAUGUGACCAGCAGAUCAGGUUAUAGAGCAAACCUGCAGACACCGUUUUAACCUGGUUUCUCUUAACCUUGUGACCUGAAAAAAGAAACCAGGUUUCCUUUUACAGGAACAUAGUAUUAUGUGUUAAGUAACAAGGUUAUUUUAGAUACAGUAUCAGUCACUGUACAGGGCUAACAGCCAAGUUUCUUUACUGAUCGGUGUGGUUUGGGUUUCAGAUUGCAGACAGUGAGCUGCUGCUAUGGAGUGAACGUGUGGCGCUCUGUUUGUUGGACUACGCCUCCCCUGAGUGCAGCAAACCCAACCACAGGAAGCUGCAGUGGAUUGUCUCACGCCGGACCGCACAGAACCUGCACAGCUACCGCAGCGUACCUGAACUGCCUACCAUCCCUGAAAACUGCUGGGAUGAGAGCGAGAGGUCAGUCUCAAAGAUUAAUGCAAUCGAAACACCAAAACAGCCAAAACAUGAUACACACCUGAGCAAGAUACUGACAUGUUCUGAAGUUUCUGCAUACCUGAGUAAUUAAGGAUGCUGUCUGACUCACACCUUAAUAAGGCGUGCCGUUAGUAACCCAUAUUCGCAUUAGAGAGGUACAAACACUCAGUUGUUUCAAAGCAAGAUUCUAAGAUUGUGAAGAGCCGAAUACAACGCCCUCAAACAACUGAGCAAGAUACUUACCACCAAAUAGAAGAGCAAACAUGCUCUGGUAUAAUAUUUGAACUCACCUCUAUAAUUUAUAACAUGACCAGAGCUCUGAUCCCAUCAGAGCAAGAUACUCACAAAAGCCCAUACACAGUUCAGUCAAGAUACCAACAGUCUCUGUCUCAAUCUCAUAACAUCAGAGCAAGAUACUCAUGCUGUCAAGGGUUCUACAAAACAACAUGAAAAUAACUACCAUUGGACCAAAACAAGAUACUGGGGGUCCCCUAAACCGUUAACACAUUAAAGGAGAACUCAAACACACUGAAGCAAGAUAAAAUUUACCAGAACAAGUGCUACUGGAGCAACACAAGGCUAAGCAAGAUACCAAAACUGUUGUCAUUACACUUGAGAGCAAGAUAACACUUAGAUCUGAAAUUAAAUAUUCAUUAAAAAAUCUAAAAAGGUCGAAUUUAAAGCUCUGAGCCCAAAAAGUAUCUGAUAAAAUCAAUAUACAAACACAGGACUGAACAUUUAAGUCAAAGGAACAAAGGUAAAAAGUUCAGUCUGAGCCAACCGUGCCGGGUUUCAAAACACAUCAUAAGGAUCAGACUUUGACUUCUGUUGGAUUCAGCUUCAUUCAUAUUCAGAUUGAGCACAUGUGAAAUCAUGUGAUGGCGCACAGCUGACAUAGUCUGCUGUUAAUUCCAAAAACUCCUGACAACAAGAGAGGCAUUUGAGUCUUAGAAGGAAACAGACACACCCGGUUUGUUGCCACACACACACACCCAAUGCUUCAGUAUGUAUGACAAAACAAGGCUUAUUAUUAUUAUUAUUAUUCUAUAAAGUCUCAUCUUGAGUUUGAUUUGGAUGAAAAAACAUUCUUGACUUCUCAGGAUUCACAAAUGUUUGGAGUUUCAGUGAAAAUUUCCAUCGGUGUACUCUGUGCUGCCGCUGUGCUGUAACACUCCCCUAAAGUAAUACAUAAGUUCCCUAUAUGUUGUAACUGCAUGACACACAGACACACAAACCUUCCCCUCUGUGUGUCUCAGCACGUCAGGGCCUCUCAUAUCUCCCAGCACUGUACGAUGGGAGGUGUGCGAGUCGCCAGUCACGUCUCGCUGAGAGACGUUUCCAUGAUGUCACAGGAGGCCAGAGUCUGUGACUUUAUGUAACUUUUUAUCAGAGGUGUUGUGUAAAGAGAAAAACAAAGAAGCGGACAUCAGACUUUCUCAGCUGACUCUUUAUGUAGAGACAUAAAGAGGAAACAUCAUCAAACUCUAUAGCUUUUAUACUUGGAUAUGAAGUUAUACUCCACUUACUCGUGACGCUCAGAAUCAGCAGAUUUCAACAGACUGCUGAGUCCAACCUCACAUCAUGUUGUGAGUCAGAACAUGAGAUCAGCUGAUGACAGAUGGUUAAUGUCUGUUUUGAAACGGUUUCUGUUUACUCCUAUCCUCUGAUUCCUUUCAAUGAUCCUCCUUGCCCUCCUGUGUCACUGUAUGACAAAUGUGGGCUGUUAAUAAUCAUGGGAUCUUGCGUCCUAUGAAUUAAUCCACACUACUUGAUAUUAUAAGAUCUUAAAAAUCAAGUUAUCCCUGUCCUGUUUCUAGCCGUAGAGGACAAACGUGAUGUAAAGCAGACAGUUUCGACCAUAUUCUAGCCCUUUUCAGUUUUAGUUUUGCAUCAAUAUGAUAUACUUUGCGUAAAUCACUAAAAGAAGCAAAACUUAAGUUGAGAAUUAGUGGCCUUAUGAAUACAGUUAAUCCAGUUAAAAGAAAAAUUAAACACAAAGAAAGACACAAGAAUCAAUUGCCAAUGUUAAAUGGUGUAGAAAAGCACAAUUUGGUGCAUAAAAUUCACCAGAAAGCAGAAGAGGAAAUGAUUGGUUCUAAAAAUUCCCUGAGGGAAAACCUCCAACUAACCAAACUUGAUUCAUGUUAAAAAAAGAUCCCUACAGGCAGCACUCUAUCUGUCCCACCUAAUCGUUUUCUACUUUUGUGACGAUACACAGUGUCAUUUGUCUUGCCUCUUAGUGCUUGGCAGGUAAUCUAAUCUUUCAAUCAUCAUAAGCCCACUUCAGAGCCUAAAUUUCUGAUCUGUCAGACCUUGAUUAACCCUUUUAGAGUCUGUGAUAACAUUGUUCCUUAAACCUGAACAUCUAGAUUCCUGUCUGAAGCAAUGUUUAUACACCUCUUUGGUUAAUAAACAUGUUGUCUUUGUCUUUGCAGUGAGGAUUCAUGCGAGGACAUGAUGAGUUCAGGUGAGGAAUCCCUCAGCAGCUCUCUCGGCAGUGACGCAGAGGGGCCCUACUUCCCUCUGCACCUCCGCCGCCAAAAACACCGCCAACACCUCCACGCCUGAUGCCUCCGCCGCCACAGUGUGCCUCUCCGUCUCCACCCCGUUAAACUUCUACACCUGGAAACAUCCUUUUGAAUUAUAAGCUCUGGUGCUGGUGGAGAAUCGCACAACAACUGGCAGCUGAGCGGUCCGGACUUUUCUGGGUAGAAAUGGUAGAUUUUUUUAGUUUGUAGCCGUGUUGGUGCAUGUUGAGAUGUCACAUUCCAGGACAAAAGUUAGAUAAAACUCAGUCGACUAGGCGCAGGGUCAGGUUAUCAUGGAGCUGAGCGCAUAGAGUCAGACUCAAGAAACUCGAGGCUCAGAUGUGAGAUCAGACCCGCAGCAUUUUGUUGAUGAGAGAAAAAAAAAAGCUAAAAUGUGGUGACUAUUUAUCAGAGUUUUUGACUGUUAUCGUUCUUCAGACUGUUUUUAGUGAGAGUAAGGAGGAGUUCUUUUAGUGCAGAAGAUGAGAGCAGCUGUGGUCUUAGUCUUGGCUUGUGAUAAAAAAAAAAAAAACAAAAUCUCUGGUGCUCAUAAUUUAUGAUUUAAAGAGACGUCCAGCUGUUAUCUCGGAACAGGGUCGAGUGAUUUUUCUUCUAUUGCAGCUUCAAUGUUUUAUUUUAUUAACUAAAGUUACCAACUUUUAAGAUUUGAAUGAAUUAAAAAAAAACGUUUUUUUUUUUUUCCUAUUUAGCCAUUUUUAGGUUCUAAAAAAGUUUUUACUUGUAAAUUUAUUCCAGAUUAACCUCUCUUGUUUGGUCAAAUUUAACUAUUUUGAGGUAAAGAUAAAUGUAGGUGCUCAUCACAUAAAAAUUUGACCUUUUUUUUUUUUUUUUUUUUUGCACAGCUGCUUUCUUCUUCUGUCAAUGUUUCAUUUGCACAGUUUUCUUUUCAAACCGUCUUCAAGUGUUUAAUGAGCAGAUUGGAGGUUUUGAGUUUGUGUCUGAAGGGAAAGACACGUGUGCACCAGUUCAUGUGGUUUGAUUUCAGGGCAGCCCUCUGAUGUGCCUUGCUCAAGGGCAACAAAUAAGACCUGACCUUUUUCCUUCAGAUACAAACCCUGCUCACACCACAGGGUAUUCAGAUAGAUAUUUAAAAGGUGUGUUUGUGAGUGUGUGUAUGUAUGACCCUGGUUUAAUAAGUCAAAGUUGCCAACUUUAGGAUGUAGCGUUUAUAAAAAUGUUUUUGUUCUUUAAGUGAGGAUGUCGUAUGAAACUAGAUGAUGCUGACUGUGUCAAAAAAAAAGUCUAAAAAAUGUCCAAAAUGUAAGAAAAUGUUAAUAUAAAAACAUGUAAAACUGUAAAUGAUGUACAAAAAAAUGUGAAUAGUUCUUUGUAGAUAUUAUUUAUUCUUUUUGUCAACUGUACUGAAACAAGAAAAUCUUAUAAAAAUAUUGUUUUAUAA
Molecule: messenger RNA, 8424 nt
Organism: Xyrichtys novacula (pearly razorfish)
Lineage: Eukaryota; Metazoa; Chordata; Actinopteri; Labriformes; Labridae
Source: the annotation of a GenBank genome assembly